Messenger RNA from Cynoglossus semilaevis (tongue sole), 2742 nucleotides. RefSeq names its product SRY-box transcription factor 18 (gene sox18). The coding region runs from base 577 to 2349 and encodes 590 amino acids. The record is from RefSeq and is a predicted model, not a curated record. Gene Ontology annotation, biological process: positive regulation of transcription by RNA polymerase II; lymphangiogenesis; vasculogenesis. Gene Ontology annotation, molecular function: DNA-binding transcription activator activity, RNA polymerase II-specific; RNA polymerase II cis-regulatory region sequence-specific DNA binding. Gene Ontology annotation, cellular component: nucleus. The transcript has 2 exons. Lineage: Eukaryota; Metazoa; Chordata; Actinopteri; Pleuronectiformes; Cynoglossidae.
CCAUGCACUCUGUCUCCCACAUAAUCAUUCCUUCCGUUUGCACCGACCUGGCGUCUCAUUGGUUAAAUCCCAAACUGCAUAUUUAUCUGUUUGGUCUGGGCGGGGUAUAUAUACACGCUGUGGGUCGGUUAACUCUGGCCACAAGUUUCAAAACUUUCAGAGUGGGCAGACAGGCAGAGAGACAGUGAGUCGGACAGUCUGAGUGACGGACGGGAAUCAAACUCUGGACAAACCGCUGCACCGCACACUCCAAACAAGAGCUGUUGUUUUUUAGAAAAAAAAAACAUACAGAAAAAGCAGUCAAGUCAUUGUGGAUCAUUCUCAGGGAGAAUAUCCUGCUCCACCACUUGUUUGUUUUUUUCUUUCAUUCUCUCCUUCUUCCUCAUCUCAGAUCUCGAUGCUUUGCUUUGGGAUUUUUGCUCCAUAUCCUUCAGAGUCCAGUCUUGCUGUUUGUCUUUGUCAUAUGAAAAACUUUGAGGUCCAAAUUUUUUCCAGAACUUUACAACUGAACAAACUGAAACAGACGUUUGUGGAAUUUCACUUGGACUAAAAGUUGAAUCAGAGCCCAGUCCUGGGAUGAAUUUAACCGAGGCCAGGUUGUCUAGAGAGACUCUUCUGCAUCCGACACGGGUUCCUCUAGGGGGUCACUGGACUUCCCGAACCCCAAGUCCAUCCUCCGAUGCUGAGAUGGGUUUUGAACAGAACCUCUCAGAGGACUGCAGUUCUCCUGAUGGCCACGGUGGCGGCAGCAUGAGAAGACCAGAGCCAAGAAUUCCUCUAAUGCCGGCUUCAGGUGGACAGAGCCCAGACCUGAACCAGGCAGCAGGUGUGUCGGUGAGCACGGCAGAUGGAAAGGCUGUGGGAGGAGAGCAGAGGAUCCGCAGACCCAUGAACGCCUUCAUGGUCUGGGCCAAGGAUGAGAGGAAGAGACUGGCCCUGCAGAACCCUGACCUGCACAACGCUGUCCUCAGCAAGAUGCUCGGUCAAUCCUGGAAGUCCCUGAGUGCCACAGACAAACGUCCGUUUGUAGAGGAAGCGGAGCGCCUCCGUGUGCAGCACCUCCAGGACCACCCAAACUAUAAAUACAGGCCGCGCCGAAAGAAGACCACUAAAAAACUCAAAAGGGUCGAACCGGGGAUUCUGCUUCACAGCCUGACUCAGGGGGGCACACCAGGCUUUGCGUUAGGACCAGGCAUCAGUCCUUUAGGUCCUGAUGGUGUCUCUGGUGGGCCACUCUAUGGACACUCGGGCGGUCACUCUCAACAUCACCACCAACCUCACCAUCUGUUGCCCUCUCUGGGACACUUUAGAGACCUCCAGGGCCCAGGACACCCAGAGCUGGAGAGUUUCGGCCUGCCCACUCCAGAGAUGUCUCCUCUGGACGUACUGGACGAUGGAGCUGGGGAAUCUGUGUUUUUCCCCCAACACAUACAAGAGGAGGGAGGGAUGGGAGGCUGGAGCGGGUAUCACCAUCAUCACCACAUCCACCCUCAUAACCAACAUUACGGCUCACACUACAACCACGGUCAUUCCAACUCCAUACAUGGAGCACCACAUGGUCAUAGUUCAGGCUUGAGCGCUGCCUCCAGUUUAGGCACAAACAUGAAUUCCAGCCUGAGUCCAGGUAGAAGUUCCAGACUUGACUCUAGAAUGAGUUCUGCUGAGACAAACAUGACCUUGAGCAUGAGCUCUGCCACUUCCAGUCUAGUGAAUUCAGUCAACUCCAGGAUAAAUCCUACCCAUGUCUCUGGUCACCACAUCACCUUAAGAAGUCCUGUUAAGGGCCCUCCUCAUUCGACCUCCCCCUCCCCCGCCUCUUACCCUCAGUCUGCAAUCAGCCUUUCUGAGCCGAUAAAAUGUCACCAGUCGCCCCUCAGCACUACUCCUGGUAGCUACUUCAAUCAGAUGUAUGGGAAUGGCACACCAAGUGCCACCAGUUUCACUCCCCUAGGUCAGCUUUCUCCUCCCCCAGAAACGUCUACCACUUCUUGCCUGCCGUCCAACCCCUCAUCGUCUUUUCUUCCCCCUGUGCACUUGGACCCUGCCAAUUCUGACUCUGGCGGUCAUUUGGUGUCUUCUUCUGCUGAGUUUUGGUCUGAGGUGGACAGGCAUGAAUUUGACCAGUAUGUGAAUAUUGGAAGGAAUCGGGAGGAGUCCUUCGGACUCGGUGUCAGUUGUGGGCUUGGGUCUAAAAUCAGUCGCAGUCGCAGCAUUAAUAGCAGUGUUAGCAGUAUCAUUAAUAGGGAUUUGAGUGGUGUAACCGGCUGUGAUGAAGUAAGCAGCCCUCUCAUAUCUGCUCUUUCUGAUGCCAGCAGUGCUGUCUAUUACAGUGCCUGUAUCACUGGAUAAACAUGAAUUCAUAUUUUUAAGUACCUCUGUGAAAACAGUUAGGUUCAGUUCAACUGAACCACAGUUGUAUCUCAUAGGCAGGAAGUUAGUCUUAGACAUUGUUUAAGCCUAUUCUAGUGUUAAAUUUUUUCCUAUCAAAUUAUUAAAAUGUUAUUAUAAUGAAGGGAUACCGGUGCUCGCACUGCUUUAAGCUAAUUUGUACUAACUGGAAAAAGUAAAAAUGUAAAAAUAAAUCUUGCACCAGUGGGUUGCUAACUAAAUAUAUCAUCUAAAUAUUUCAGGUCUUGGCACCUUAGCAUUGAAGAGUUUAGGUAGCCAGUGUUUUGUUUCUUUUUAUCUGAGCAACUGGUCACUUUCCCUGUAUUAUAGUCAUUAAUAGAUAGUUUUGUUUUU